Amoebophrya sp. A120 is the source of this 9423-nucleotide messenger RNA. The record is from the annotation of a GenBank genome assembly. NCBI's taxonomy places the organism in Eukaryota, Dinophyceae, Syndiniales, Amoebophryaceae.
AGGUUCUGCUAGAAUAUUCCUUAUCCCAAACAAAGUUUUCUUAUUCUUAACGACCACAUACCACAAAUUUUGGCUCUGCACGCAAAAAUAUAUCAUCUUCAUAAUUGUUAUUUUUUGACUAAGUUUCAUUUUUGAAGAACGUUUUCCAAAAAUUGCCUCAACGACCACGAAGCGGCGACUAUUUCCCCUGCCGUUGGCGAAGACCAGUCUGUCUACGGCAGCGCAAAACAAACACCCCCUCCGCAAAAUGGUGGUCGCGUCAACCUUUAAGGAGAUUCCGGAGCGACCCUGCUUCCCGGAAGAGGAGGAGAAAGUGCUGAAAAAAUGGCGGGAAAUUAAGGCUUUCGCACAAUGCAUGGAGCAGAGCAAAGGUAUUAUUUUCAUUCACUCAGGUAGAAGUUGAGCGCCUGGUUAUGAUUGCCGGCCAGUUCUUCACACGCAGUACCCUCGAAGGACGAAGAGCAGAUGAAUCGACUUUAGUUUUGCGUUUCAUUGGAAAAAUUUACAACAAAUACUUACGCAACUGUUCUCAAACCGAUACUGCAGAUAAACCGGCCUACAUUUUCUACGAUGGACCCCCAUUCGCGACCGGGUUGCCGCACUACGGGCACAUCCUAGCGGGAACGAUAAAAGAUGUCGUCUGUAGGUAUCAGCACCAGAACGGAAAGCAGGUCUUGCGGCGAUGGGGCUGGGAUUGCCACGGGUACGGUUUCAUGAUGUUUGCGUGCAGCAUUAUCGAUGUGGAUUGACAUGAUCAUGAUUGUAGCUAGCGCAAUUUUGUGAGCGUCUGGUGCAAGAAUCUUGGAUAAAAUGAGAAUGACGGAUGAAUAAAAUCCUUUGAUUCCGACAAAACACAGACUUCCAGUAGAGAACGAGAUCGACAAGAAGUUGGGCAUCAAAGAACGUAAAGACGUUUACGACAUGGGGAUAGCAGCAUACAACGAGCAGUGCCGCAGCAUCGUACUGAACCUUUUUCAUCCGUUCUGGAUCACAUGACCUUCCAUGUUGCUUUGUCUGGUUAUGCACACAGAGCGCUUUUUCAUAGUUCGAUUUCCACAAUGAAUCGGACACGAAUGAUCACAAUACAAUCGUCGCUCUAAUAAACAGGUGCAACGGUACGCCCAGGACUGGAGAAAAACCGUGGAAAGAUACGGAAGGUGGAUUGAUAUGGACAACGAUUACAAAACGAUGGACGUAAACUUCAUGGAAUCCAUCUGGUGGGUCUUCAAGCAACUCUUCGAGAAAGGUACUUGGUAUUUUUGCAUGACUUCCCUUAGUACACGUACAUGGAAUUAUUUCCGGUCUUAAUAUGCUCCUGCACAAGGUAGGGGCAUGAGAACUGAAGAUUGUCAAAUGCAAAUCCUAUAGUCCACAAAAUAAAUCUCUCAACAGGUAUGGUCUACCGGGCGCUCCGCGUGAUGCCGUAUUCGUUCGCCUGCCAGACCUAUCAAGGGUAAAAAUGUAUGGGUCUGGAAACUUGUGAUGCUGAGUGGCGUAGCAUAAGGAGGCCACAAGUGCUGGCUUAGCAUGACGAAUUUCUGAGCUUGUAGGUGGUGCCUAUUCUGCAUGACAAACUGCGUCUCCGCAUGACAGAAAAAAACGUCUCUUGGGCAAUGUGCAUGACAGAUUUAAGAGUCAUGCCAGACAAGCAUGACAAACAUGCAUUCUUCCAGACCCAGACAUUUUUACAUUUGAUAAGACCGCCCUGUCCAAUUUCGAAGUGUCCCAGAACUACAAGGACGUGAAAGACUAUCCAAGAAAAAAACACGAUCACAAUCACUUUUGCACAUUUUUGCAAUACAAAAAUUUUUGUCAUGCGCAAAAAUGCAUCACAGUCAACACUUAUAGCCGAUUUCCCUUUGUGUUUUUGCAAUACAAGAAAAGUUUGUCAUGCGAGAAGAAUUUCUGAUGCAAAACCUCCCAAGUGUGACUGUGAUGGUGUUUUUUUCUUGGAUAAGGACCCCUCCGUCAUUGCGCGGUUCGAAGUUGUCGACCAGUAUCAACUGUAAAAAUGUCUGGGUCUGGAAGAUUCUGAAACAUAUCAUGCACGUUUUGCAUGAGCCAUGAUGUCUGUGAUGCAUACCCUAGCAAUAGAGAUUUUUUGAGGGCUUCUUGAUGCCUAUUCCGCAUGACAAAUGCCUUCUCAGCUUAGCAAAAAUUGCAUUCUGUUUGCUACUCAUGCAAUACAGAUUUUUUUGGCUUCCAAAUACAGCAUCACAAGUUGCAUUCUUCCAGACCCAGACAUUUUUGCAUUUCAUAACCAGGCGGACCUGACCAUUUUAGCGUGGACGACCACACCCUGGAUAUCAAAUGUAAAAAUGUCUGGGUCUGGAAGAUUCUGCGACUUGUCAUGCAUGUCUGACAUGACUCGAGAAUCUGUAAUGCGUGGGAACGAACCGGCUCUCCUAUCUGUCAUGCAAAAACGCAGUUUCUCAUGCGGAAUACGCAACACGUAGCCGCUCAAAAAUUUGUCAUGCUUGGCUGCGUAUUGCAGUCCGGCUAUCAUCCACUUUUAGCAUUACAACUUUCCAGACCCAGACAUUUUUGCAUUUGAUAGAGCAGCCGCAAAUGCAACUGGUCCCCAACCCGGAGAUUGUGGCGAGCGAAAUCCUAUCAACUGUAAAAAUGUCUGGGUCUGGAAGAUUGCGAGAUUUGUCAUGCUUGUCUGGCAUGGCUCUUAAAUCUGUCAUGCACGUUACCCAAGAGCUCCAUUUUUCUGUGAUGCAGAAACGCAGUUUGUCAUGCAGAAUAGGCAACACCUAGAAACUCAGAAACUUGUCAUGCUAAGCCAGCAUUUGUGGCCUCAUCAUGAGACGCCACCCAGCAUCACAAGUUUCCAGACCCAGACACUUUUGCAUUUGAUGAAUCCUGAUGCAUUUCGGCAACAUGCUGGAGGAAAGAGUGAGACGGUUGCACAUCCGCGACGCGUUAUUGUUGAACAGUUCCUGGCAGAACGAGUUCGUGCAGGAGUUGGGGAUGCAACUGCGGGUAAAAGGGGCGCAACUCUGGGGGUCGAUCGAACUCAUGCCGGGGGUCGAGAUGGACAUCGACCCGGAGCAAAGGAGGAAAAGGGACGAAAAAAUGAAAAACGACAACCUGUCCGGGCAACCACAAGACUCCGCCUUGUUGCAAGACCUCAUGGGCCGCGCGGCCAAGCAGUCGCAAACCGACAUUUCGUGCACGCGUGGGGAUAAACUACCCGCGGAAGCGCGAUAUCUCGCCACCGGAGAAAUCGGCGCGGACAACAUGGGGGACAUGGAGAAGGAGCAGAACUCCCCCCCCGCGAAGGUCUCGAUCUUGCAAUCUCGCGACAACCACACGAUCGUGCAGGUGGCGGGGGAUCGGACACAGUUGUUAGAAGUGGUCGGCAUGAGUCAGGACCGGCAUUUGCCCCGGGUCCCCGGGACGGAGCCGCACCGGACGCGACGGGACAUUGUCAUGGUGAUCCCGGACGAGACGAAAGUUAGUAAAACGAGGGAUUUGUUGGAAAUGUUUUCCUCGUUCUGCGACAUUGAGGACGCGUUGGACUUACUGGGCCCGGAGAAAGAUAACGAUGGGACGAUUCACGAGCAGAUGAAAAUCGUGAUGAUCCACAUGGACGAUAUCAUGACACUUGAUGAGGGUGGGAUUGUCGACAUUUUAUGCUGCACCGGAUUCCUAAAAGAUGCGGAGCAACUGCUCGUGAUGGAGCACGAGAUGGACCGGGAUGAUAGGCUUUUAGAGUGCCUCUGCCACAUGAUUGUCGACCCGGAACUCGGCGACGUGAUGGUGAUCGAGUCCGACCACUCCCGGGACGAAGUUGCGUUUUUGACCGAAAAGGACAAACACGCCCAGGACAUAUGAACUGCAAAAGCAUCGUACUCGUAUAAAUGCAUUACAAAUUCACCUAGCACUACAAACUGAAGCUGUAAUGCGGAUUUGCCUUGAUAAAAAGAUUUGUAAUGCAGAAACGCAAGUAGUACGAGUACGAUACUUUUGCAAUGCAUAGGACAAUUCCAUCGAUAACUUCUACAAGCCGAGUCGUUCUUCUGAUGUCUUCGGGGACGGGAAGUUAUGCAAAGCAAUUAUGCCUUCUGACUCAGAAAUUUGUAUUGCAAAAAGCAGCCUCUGGAAAGGAUAAGCAGAUGCACGGGUCGCAAGACAAAUUGAUUCAAGAUUUUGAUAGUGCGUCUUGGUCUCAGCGAAGGCAGCCUUGCAAAUUUCGCAUCAGAGGAGACAAUGCUGAAGUACUUCUUGCAUGACAAAAACUGGGUCGUGUGGGGGCAUAUUUGUAUUGCAUAAAAGCUAUCCGCACUGUACCAAGCGGCGGACGUGACCUACGUGCCCGACGCGAGCUUUCGUUUGAUCGAGCCGGAACGGAUGGCGCAGCUGCGGGGGGAGGAGCAGGAAAAUAUUGAAAACGCGAUGGAGUCGAUGGGAAUGUCCAAUGAGCAGAUUCUGGGCGCGGGUUUAACCGGCGCCGGGUUGAGCAAGUUGCAGUACAAAACGCCGUUGGAAGACACGGACAUCGCCCGGCAUUGUAAGGUCAUGAAGCCGACCACCUCCAACAAUGUGACGAACUUCAAGCUGUCCAAGGCUCUGCGGACCAAGGACAUGGCUUCCAAACCGGAUUUCCGCCUCGCCUCCGAGGGGAUCGCGGAGCACUGCAUCGCGGGAGUUCUUGGUGAGAAGUUCCAAACGCACGAAAGGCUUGCGGACUUACUAUCCCGGUCCGGCGCCGCGUCGGUUGUCGCGGCGGCCGAAGGUGCCGCGCAGGUGCAGGGGACGGACCCGAUGUUUCCGAAGGACGGUAUUGCCGAUGACAAACAGGUCACGCCCGACGCGAACAUUACCGUUUUGGAAGAAAUCGGUCGGUUCGCGGCACGACAAGCCCUGUACUCCGGCGCGAUUGACAAGGCGAAGGCCAAUCUGAACCUCCACACCGUCGCGGAGGCGCUGAUUAUUCACGCCCGGGUCGGGGCCAGCAAAUUUCUCGGCGGAACCGCGGAACACCUCCGGGCGCUCGGCGUCGCGGAUUUAUUGGAACACGAAACCGGCGUGGCGGUCAAGGCUUUGAUAUCAAAAGGAAAAAUCCCUUCUCCCCAUAUGAAAACGAAGUUUCUGAUGCUGGAUUUGAGUACACAAGUCAGAUUUGUCUUGCUGGACAGGACUGCAGAUGACCCAUAUCAAGCCUGAGUAGAGAGGCUUUAAUCUAGGCGCUUUUUAGCAUGAAAAACGUCCGUGCUGUAGCGCUUAACAGCAUGUUGACAAACCGCCUGCAUAAUGCAGCGGAGCCGGUGGAGUUGCCGUCUUGCAACACAGACACGAUUUGUGGUCACAUAUCAGCAACGCAAAUUUGCGAAAACCUACCGCGUCAAUAUGGGGAGGGGGGAUUUGUCAUUGCGAUAUUGGAUCGUCGCUCUCUUCGGCCGCGCGGCGCUGCAGGAGUUUAUGGGCAGUACCAUUGCAACCGCUUCUGAGGUAUGGAUUGUAAAAAUGUCUGGGUCUGGAAANGUUUCUCAUGCGGAAUACGCAACACGUAGCCGCUCAAAAAUUUGUCAUGCUUGGCUGCGUAUUGCAGUCCGGCUAUCAUCCACUUUUAGCAUUACGACUUUCCAGACCCAGACAUUUUUGCAUUUGAUACUGGACGCUGCCUUCCAACUUAGCGCUCUGCGUCCACCCGACGCACACGUAUUUCUACGUUGAGCUCCCCCCGAACGCGGAAACGAACAAAACCGAGACGAUCAUUGUCGGAAAGGAACGGUUUGAGUGGGUGUUGUCCGAAAUGAACAACUUCGGGUAUUUCGGGAAGACGAAGGUUGCUAAGGACAGCUGCAAAAUCGUGAAAACCGUCCCGGGAAAGGAGCUCGGCGGCCUCCGGUACAAGCCGCUCUUCGACUACGCGAGAACGAAAGUGAACCUGGACAAGGCCUGGUCCGUCUUCGUGGAUGAGUACGUGGGGACCGAGGCCGGUACCAUGAUCGUCCACCAGGCCCCGCAGCACGGUGACGACGAUUUCCGGGUCUGUGUGAACCACGGACUGAUCAACAAGCAGGGCGACGGCAUGCCCAUGUUCGUGAACGACGACGGCAAGUUCGUCGACGACGUGGUGGACUUCAAGGGGUUGAACGCGAAAGUAGAAGCCGACCCCCUGAUCAAAAAGAACCUGAAGGACCGCAAGCUGCUGGCCGCCUCGUCCCAAAUCGAGCACAGCUACCCGCACUGCUGGCGGUCGCAGACGCCGCUGAUCUACAAGGCCAUGCCCUCCUGGUUCGUGAAGGUGGAGGAGAUUCGGGAGAAGUUGAUCAAGAACAACGAGCAGACCCGGUGGGUGCCGACCUUCGUCCAGGAGAAGCGGUUCCACAACUGGCUCGCCGAGGCCCGGGACUGGUGCAUCUCCCGCAGCCGGUUCUGGGGCACCCCGAUCCCGCUGUGGGUGUCGGACGAUUUCGAAGAGGUGGUGUGUAUCGGGUCCGUCAAGGAGCUGGAGGAGUAUGCGGGGAGGAAAAUCACGGACAUCCACCGCCACUUCAUCGACGACAUCAAAAUUCCGUCCAAGAAGGGCAAGGGCAUGCUGAAGCGCAUCGAGGAAGUAUUCGACUGCUGGUUCGAAUCCGGGUCCAUGCCAUACGGACAGAUGCACUACCCCUUCGAAAACAAGGAACUGAUGGAGAACGGCGGGUUUCCGGCGCAAUUUAUCGCCGAAGGCUUGGAUCAGACGAGGGGAUGGUAUUUUUUGAUAGUACCUGAUUUUUAUUUGCGUGAUAGUUCUAAACGGCGCAACAUUAUGAAGAUCAUCUGGGCCUCCAUGAUGCGCACCCAUUUUCAAGAAAACCAAAUCAUGCUGCACCAUUGUUUCUGGUAUUCAACUUAGAUCUUUUUACACAUACAAUCAACAGGUUCUACACCUUGAUGGUUCUGUCCACCCAUUUGUUCGACAAACCGCCAUUUCUGAAUCUGAUCUGCAACGGUCUGAUCCUCGCCGAGGACGGGAAGAAGAUGUCCAAGUCCCUGAAAAACUACCCGGAUCCGCUCCUGAUGACGGAAAAAUACGGCGCCGACGCCGUCCGAAUGUACAUGUGCAACUCGCCCGCGGUCCGCGCGGAACCCUUGCGGUUCAAGGAGGCCCACGUGAAUGACGUGGUAUAUUGAGUUGCCAACCGAAGUUUAGUGUUUCUUCUGCUUUAUUUUGAUGCCCUCGCAUCAUCAGUACUCUCGAACAUCACUACGCCAGUAGUUUCUUUUACGUUCAGCCGUAAAGAUUUAAAUUUGACCGUUCUCAUGACUUUAUCCCAACAGGUGAAAGACAUCUUCCUGCCGUGGUACAACGCGUACCGCUUUUUGGUGAUGGAGUCCUACCGAUUAGAGGGUAAGACCGACAGCCCGUUCCAGCCCGAUUUCGCGCUCCUCGAGUCGACGAGGAAUCUCACCGACCGGUGGAUUCUCGCCGCGUGCAACAACCUGCUGCGCACGGUGGAGACGGAAAUGGACAAUUACAAACUCUACGCCGUCGUCCCGCUCCUCGCCGGGUUCUGGGAACAGCUGACCAACUGGUACAUCCGCCUGAACCGCCAGCGCAUGCGCGGAGAAAAUGGGCAGGAGGAAGCGAAAACGAGUUUGACCGUGUUGUACUCCGUGAUCCUCGACGUGACCAUUCUUUUCGCGCCCGUCACCCCCUUCAUCGCCGAUUUCAUCUACGAAAACCUGCAACGUGCGUUGCCGGAAAAUCAUCCGAAAAAGGCGGAGUGCGUGCACUUCGUGAUGCGGCCGCGGUUUAACCCCCGGUUGAUCAACGAGGAGAUCGAGAAGUCCGUGAAGCUGAUGCAGAAUCUGAUCGAGACCGCACGGCAACUGCGCGCGAGGAAAAAGAUCGGCGUGAAAACACCCUUGAAGUCCAUGCGGGUGAUCGUCGACGACGAGAAAGAGGGCGAUGUCGCGCAGCUGCUCGAACUCCAGGAGUACAUCAAGGACGAAGUGAACGUGAUGGAGCUCACGGUGCUACCGCAAAAAACCGCCACCGACGUGAAGGUCUCGCUCGUCGCCAAUCUGAAGACGAAAAAAGCCAGCACGCAGAAGAAGUGCAAGAAGGCGAAGAUAGAGAUGAAGGACGUGCAGGCGGUGCUGGAUACCUGGGGCGUGAAGGACAUCGAACAGUACCAGGCGAACAACGAACAGUGCGAAAUCCUGGGCUUGAUGUUUGACAAGAACGAUCUGGACAUCGCCAGGGAUAUCACCGUCGGCCAGGCGGGCGCAAAAGCAGACUUGGCUUUUGACUACGACGACAACAAGAACCUCGUCUUGUUGGACUUCACCCCGGAUCCAGAAUUGUUGCAGAUGGCGGCGGGCCGGGAGGUAGCCAACCACAUCCAGAAGCUGUGCAAGGAAGCAAACCUCCGACCGCACGACGUGGUUGACAUCUUCGGUGUCGCCCACGGACCGACACUAAAAUCCGCCCUGCUGGCGAAAAAUGAGUAUUUGUGUUUACGUUUAUUUCUGGCGUUAGGAUUUUGCAUAAAGUUAGGUUUACAACGCAGUUGUUUUUGCAGCUAAAAAAAUCGGACUAGUAGAGGAUCCUGCGUGGCUGGUUCACGAAGUGCAUUGUUGCUCUGCGCACUACUAUGGAUGAUGACGAUCGAUGUAUUAUCAAAAACCUUUUGCCAGGUACGUCGACAAAUUGCUGCGAAGGAAGCUUACCCUCCUGGAGUGUGCGCCGACGGAUCGCUUAGUUGUCGCAAAGGACUGCGUCGACCUGGAAGGAAGCAAGGCGAAGUUCGAAGCCUUCAUCUGCCCGCGAAAACCCAAGUUGACUAGCGGGUUCAAGGCAAAAAGUGAGGCGGACAAGGUUGCUUUGACCGCGGCACUCACCUCUUUCACGGCACAGCAAUACGCGGCGGAAGUUGCAAAAAACAGCGGAAAGUGCAAGGUGGUGGUUAGUGGCGAAGGUGGCGCUGUCGUGUCCUACGAACUGGUCGACGGCAAGGACGUAGUCUGCUGAAGGGCGUGUUAAGGGACGAAUGGAGAGAUCCGCUACUUAAAUCGCACAGUAGUUUUGCAAGGAAGACUUGUAGACAUGCUGGUGCUCCUUCUUCGAUAAUUAUAGGGUGCUUGAACCUAUUCGCGAAGAGAUGAGUACAUAUCGUAAAGUAGUCUCACCGUCGAUCUACAUGGAUUCUGAAAAGUGGUAGUCGAGCCAAGUCCUGGUCUUCAUGACCAGGUUGGAGCUAGCGAAAUGUUGUGAAUCAACAUCGUAAGUGCUGACUUCUUCUUCUGAGAAUACAUGUAGAGUACAACUUGUGUCAUUCAGGACCUGCGCACUGGAUUUCACGAAAAAAACCACUGGAGCUGGUAGCACUAGCUUCUGGCUGGUCCCUCUCCCGGAAUAGGCCUCUUUUCUCGCUGAAGUAGCAAGCACGUCUUACGUAGAAAACGAUUGUUCAAAAAGCU